UUACGGUAACGGCACAGCUGUGUGUGUGCGUGAGUGCGUGGAUCCGGACACGCGCGUGCUUCUCUGCAUCUCUCUCUUUAAUAGACGAAUCCAGAGGGGACUGAUUUCGGUGAUUCAAGUGUAAUAAUCUCUAACGGACGCAUAUACUUAGCAUUCACCUCACAGGAGGGAAUUCCUUUAAUUUCUUUAGCAACAUAAUAAAAUAAAAUGGACAGUUCAGACAAGGAAAACAGGUCAGAUGAAGAAUUUGACUCACCCGAGGAAGAAGAGGUGGACCCGAGAAUCCAGGGAGAGCUUGAGAAGCUGAAUCAGUCCACGGAUGACAUCAACAGAUGUGAAACUGAGCUGGAGGAUGCCAGGCAAAAGUUUCGCUCGGUGCUGGUGGAAGCCACUCUGAAGUUAGACGACCUGGUGAAGAAGAUUGGGAAAUCGGUGGAGGAAUCGAAACCAUACUGGGAGGCCCGGCGGGUGGCACGGCAGACUCAGCUUGAAGCACAGAGAUCCACACAAGACUUCCAGAGGGCCACGGAAGUACUGCGGGCAGCCAAAGAGACCAUCGCCCUGGCUGAACAGAGGCUGUUGGAGGAUGAUAAGGGGCAGUUUGACUCAGCCUGGCAGGAGAUGCUCAACCAUGCAACACAGCGAGUGAUGGAGGCCGAGCAGAUAAAAACACGCAGUGAGCUACUGCACAAGGAAACUGCUGCUAAAUACACUGCCGCCAUUAGUUGUAUGAAACAGCUGGAGAAGAAUCUCAAACGCUCCAUCAACAAGUCUAAGCCCUACUUUGAAAUGAAGGCCAAAUAUUACUUGCAGCUUGAGCAACUGAAGAAGAAUGUGGAUGACCUCCAGACCAAGCUGACGCAGGCUAAAGGGGAAUAUAAGUCAGCCCUGAGAAACCUGGAGAUGAUCUCUGAUGAGAUCCAUGAGCGCAGACGCUCCUCAGGCAUAGGCCCACGGGAGAGAGGCGUAGGGGCAGAGGGUGAUGGUGUCAUUGGUGAAGACUUGUCUGGCUUCAAAUUCGAAUCUGAUGGAAUUUCAUUGGCAUCUGGGUCCUACGAGGAUGAAAACUGCAGCACCAGUGCCAUGUCCAUGGAAGACUCAGAGACUCAAUCCAAUAGUAGCUUCAGUUCUGGGCCGAACAGCCCGCUGGACUUGCCCUGUCCUUUCUCCUCCUCCUCCUCUUCCUCUGGAUCUCCGACCUCCUCCUCCCCGACCUGCUCCUCUCGCCCCUGCAGUCUGAACCUGCCCAGCACCGUCUCUUUGUCUGACUUUAGCCUGAUGUCUCCCAUCCUUGGCCCACGCAGCGAAUGCAGCGGCGCCUCCUCCCCUGAGUGUGACAUAGAGAGAGGUGACAGAGCAGAAGGUGCUGAGGCUGUAUUGGACAACGUUUUCAGUAACAAUAGCAACACCAAAACAACCUUUGGCCUAGAUAGCCGUUUCCGCCUGCUGUCUCUAAAACUUAGCCGAAAUGAAAGCAGAAAAAGCGUUGGCGGAGACCCCCUGGGUCAGGCUCAGCACACCGCCCCAGCCACAGUCCUGCUGGAUGGGAUGUGACUACAGUGCCUGCUACAUCAACGUACCUGAUGCAUUCAUUCACAUUCUGUGCGAGAAGCACUGGCAGUUACCGUCCUCCACUUCACCAGUAUGUCAUCGCAGCCCAUUGUUCUCACUGUCUAGAAUGUUCCACCAACUUUCAGACUAAACUUUCACUCAAUCUCACGGGUGUGAGAAAGGCAAACUGUGACACAGUGUGGUGAGGAGACAUAUCUGCCAUUGGGGGCAUAUAACCGAGUUAAGCUUUGAAAGGAAGACAAGCAUCUCUGUAAAACACAAUUAACGUUCCAGAUCGAGAGAGACUCGAGACACGUAAGGAUGGCGUUAGCACUUCACUUUUUACUUAUAAAAUGCAAAUGAGAUUCAUUAUACUCUAAUUUAUGCCACUGAUUGUCUUUGUAACCGUGUCAUGGAGAAUUUAAUUUGUGUGGCAGUAAAAUGUUACAGUCAUUACUGAGUUCUUCUAUAUCCAGGACAUCGGUGCAUGAUUUCGCUUCAGCCUGGUGCUCAACAGACUCGCCUGCACAUACAAAAAGUACUCAAAACCUUCAGAGGUGCUUCUGCGCUGUAACGGUGACUUACAAGGAAUGAAGCCAACCACCUGCAUCCCAGGUCAGGACCUCAAUGUUAUCCAGGGACCUGAGCAGCUACAGGUUGAUCCAUACUGGUCACUGGAAGCUUCUUCACCUUCCUCCAAAUACACUGCAUACCACUCAUUUCUCUCUUCAUGUAAAGAACAAUUUUUGUUUUCAAUAUAAAUAGAAAGACAGCAAUAGAUUCAGAUUCACUAUGUUUUUGUGCAAGACAAUGGUUCAAGACAAGUAGCAUAGAACGCUGGAAUGCUGUUCUUGCAACUGUUGAACUGAUAGGGGGCAGAAAGCUUAUGGAAAUGAUUUGAUGGGUCUCGGUGGAGGACCUGCAGAGCUACACUGAUGAAGAGGACGAUAACUGAAUGUUCCAUCCAGCAGCCACUGAUUUUGUUACAGAUGGCACAGCUUCAGGUCUAACAAGUAGGCUGUGUGGUGUUUUUGAGUGACUUUGUGUCUCAUCUUUUUUUUUUUUUGGCUUUCCAAACAAUCUCCAUCUGUUUGUUCUGUUAGUUCAUUGGUUAUUGUCGAUUGGAGAACCGACGGUGAGGAAAGAAAACUUGUAGCAGUAUUAAAGUGAUUUAUGGCGUUUAGUCAUUUGUUGUUUACAACAAGCUUGUGUAAUUGUUUUCAGACUGAAAUAAAAUGAUACCUGAAAUGA
Molecule: messenger RNA, 2802 nt
Organism: Carassius auratus (goldfish)
Lineage: Eukaryota; Metazoa; Chordata; Actinopteri; Cypriniformes; Cyprinidae
Product: SH3 domain-binding protein 5-like
Exons: 9
Coding region: 208-1554 (448 amino acids)
Biological process (GO): intracellular signal transduction
Cellular component (GO): cytoplasm
Molecular function (GO): protein kinase inhibitor activity
Source: RefSeq, a predicted model, not a curated record